GCUGCGAGGGGGCGCGCGCGGGUGUGAGAGCGUGUGUGUAUGUGUGUGUGUGUGUCUGGGUCUGUGUCCGGGUGUGUGCGCGGGAGAGGGAGUGUGUGUGGGAGCCCGGCGGCUCUGCACUGCAGCCUCCCCCUGCGCGGAGGGGAGAUCUGGACGAAAAGGAGCGACAAGAGAGUGCUCCACGGGAGUCGGGAGGAGAGGGGGAAGGAGGCUCUCCAGCUCAGGCCGGGCAGACGCCUCGCAGCUGCAGGCUCAGUCCCCGGGGCGCAGCGCCGCGGCCACCAUGCUCAACAACCUGACGGACUGCGAGGAUGGCGACGGGGGAGCUAACCCGGGUGAUGGCAACCCCAAGGAAAGCAGUCCCUUCAUCAACAGCACUGACUCUGAAAAGGGCAAGGAAUAUGAUGGCAAGAACAUGGCUCUGUUUGAGGAGGAGAUGGACACCAGUCCCAUGGUGUCAUCCCUGCUUAGUGGCCUGGCCAAUUAUACCAAUUUGCCACAAGGCAGCCGGGAACAUGAGGAGGCUGAGAACAAUGAAGGUGGCAAAAAGAAACCUGUGCAGGCACCUCGGAUGGGCACCUUCAUGGGUGUGUACCUGCCCUGUCUGCAAAAUAUCUUUGGUGUCAUCCUUUUUCUGAGGCUUACUUGGGUAGUGGGCAUUGCAGGAAUCAUGGAAUCUUUCUGCAUGGUUUUUAUCUGCUGCUCCUGUACUAUGCUGACCGCCAUCUCCAUGAGUGCCAUUGCUACCAAUGGUGUUGUGCCAGCUGGUGGUUCCUACUACAUGAUCUCCCGGUCACUGGGCCCUGAGUUCGGGGGCGCUGUAGGCCUUUGCUUCUACCUUGGUACCACCUUUGCAGGAGCAAUGUACAUUCUGGGCACCAUUGAGAUCCUGUUGGCAUACAUAUUUCCAGCCAUGGCCAUCUUCAAGGCGGAGGAUGCGAGUGGAGAGGCAGCUGCUCUGCUGAACAACAUGCGUGUGUAUGGCACCUGUGUGCUCACAUGUAUGGCCACAGUUGUCUUCGUUGGGGUCAAAUAUGUCAACAAGUUUGCACUUGUCUUCCUGGGCUGUGUCAUCCUCUCAAUCCUUGCCAUCUAUGCGGGGGUCAUCAAGUCUGCCUUUGACCCACCCAACUUCCCAAUCUGCCUUUUGGGAAACCGCACGCUCUCACGACAUGGCUUUGACAUCUGUGCCAAGUUAGCCUGGGAGGGCAAUGAGACGGUGACCACCAAGCUGUGGGGGCUGUUCUGCUCCUCCCGAUUCCUCAACGCCACCUGUGAUGAAUACUUUACCCGUAACAAUGUUACCGAGAUCCAAGGCAUCCCUGGCGCUGCCAGCGGCCUGAUCAAAGAAAACCUUUGGAGCUCUUACCUGACCAAAGGUGUGAUCGUUGAGAAACAUGGGAUGCCUUCCAUACCACUGCCUGAGGCAAUUCCUCUUAACCUGGAUCAGCCCUAUGUCUUCAGUGACAUGACCUCCUAUUUCACCCUACUGGUCGGCAUCUAUUUCCCUUCAGUCACAGGAAUAAUGGCUGGUUCCAACCGUUCCGGGGAUCUUCGAGAUGCCCAGAAGUCCAUCCCUACUGGGACCAUCUUGGCUAUUGCUACCACUUCUGCUGUCUACAUCAGCUCUGUAGUCCUGUUCGGGGCCUGCAUCGAGGGAGUCGUCUUGAGGGACAAGUUUGGUGAAGCAGUGAAUGGGAACCUGGUGGUGGGUACCCUGGCUUGGCCCUCCCCAUGGGUCAUCGUCAUCGGCUCCUUCUUCUCCACUUGUGGUGCUGGGCUGCAGAGUCUCACAGGAGCCCCUCGCCUCCUGCAGGCCAUCUCCCGGGACGGCAUUGUGCCCUUCUUGAGGGUCUUUGGCCACGGCAAAGCCAAUGGGGAGCCAACAUGGGCUCUGCUCCUGACUGCCUGCAUCUGCGAGAUUGGCAUUCUUAUUGCCUCCCUAGAUGAGGUCGCCCCUAUUCUCUCCAUGUUCUUUCUGAUGUGCUACAUGUUUGUGAACUUGGCCUGCGCAGUGCAGACACUUCUGAGGACACCUAACUGGAGGCCCCGAUUCCGCUACUAUCACUGGACACUCUCCUUCCUGGGCAUGAGCCUCUGCUUGGCCCUCAUGUUCAUAUGCUCCUGGUAUUAUGCUCUGGUUGCCAUGCUCAUUGCCGGUCUUAUCUACAAAUACAUUGAAUACCGAGGGGCAGAGAAAGAGUGGGGUGAUGGAAUUAGAGGACUAUCCCUCAGUGCUGCUCGAUAUGCCCUGUUGCGAUUGGAAGAAGGGCCUCCCCACACCAAAAAUUGGAGGCCCCAAUUGCUUGUGCUUGUUCGAGUGGACCAGGACCAGAAUGUGGUGCACCCACAGCUCCUCUCAUUGACUUCACAACUCAAGGCUGGGAAAGGUCUGACCAUUGUGGGCUCUGUGCUGGAGGGCACCUUCUUGGAUAAUCAUCCCCAGGCGCAGAGGGCAGAAGAGUCUAUUCGUCGGCUGAUGGAGGCUGAAAAAGUGAAAGGGUUCUGCCAGGUGGUGAUAUCUUCCAACCUUCGGGAUGGGGUGUCACACCUCAUCCAGUCGGGGGGACUUGGGGGCCUACAGCAUAACACUGUGCUAGUUGGCUGGCCCCGGAACUGGCGCCAGAAGGAGGACCACCAGACCUGGAGGAACUUCAUUGAGCUGGUUCGGGAGACCACAGCCGGACACCUGGCCUUGCUUGUCACCAAGAAUGUAUCCAUGUUCCCUGGGAAUCCUGAGCGCUUUUCUGAGGGCAGCAUCGAUGUCUGGUGGAUUGUGCAUGAUGGUGGAAUGCUCAUGCUACUGCCUUUCCUGUUGAAGCAUCACAAGGUCUGGCGCAAGUGCAAGAUGCGCAUCUUCACUGUGGCCCAGAUGGAUGACAACAGCAUUCAGAUGAAGAAGGACCUGACAACUUUCCUUUACCACCUUCGAAUUACGGCAGAGGUGGAGGUGGUAGAGAUGCAUGAGAGUGACAUCUCUGCCUAUACCUAUGAGAAGACAUUGGUGAUGGAACAACGAUCACAGAUACUCAAGCAAAUGCAUCUGACCAAGAAUGAGAGAGAGCGAGAGAUCCAGAGCAUCACAGAUGAGUCCCGCGGCUCCAUCCGGAGAAAGAACCCUGCUAAUACUCGCCUUCGGCUCAAUGUCCCUGAGGAGUCUGCAGGAGACAGUGAAGAGAAGCCAGAAGAGGAGGUGCAGCUGAUCCAUGACCAAAGUGCACCUAGCUUCCCUAGCAGCUCUCCAUCUCCUGGGGAGGAGCCUGAAGGAGGAGAGGCUGCUCCUGAGAAGGUGCAUCUCACUUGGACUAAAGACAAGGUUGUGGCUGAGAAAAACAAAGGACCCAGCCCAGUCUCCACCGAGGGAAUCAAGGAUUUCUUCAGCAUGAAGCCUGAGUGGGAGAAUCUGAACCAGUCCAACGUGAGACGAAUGCACACAGCAGUGAGGCUGAAUGAGGCCAUCGUUAAGAAAUCACAAGAUGCGAAGCUGGUGCUUCUCAAUAUGCCGGGACCUCCGCGUAACCGCAAGGGCGACGAGAACUACAUGGAGUUCCUCGAGGUCCUCACGGAGCACCUGGACCGGGUGAUGCUAGUGCGCGGUGGGGGCCGUGAGGUCAUCACCAUCUACUCCUGAGAGAAGGGAACGCCCUCCCGGGCUCUUGGGCCCAACUGCCCUGGACCACUGGAUCUCCGUCUGCGCCGUCCCUGCCGCCACCGCCGUUUACAUAGAUUCCCUCUCCCUGCCCGCGCCCCCCGCUCCCUCUCGCUGCCCAGCCCUAGGACGCAGGACUCUGAAUCCAGGAGCCUCGGCUCUCCCUGAAGGACUCCACUUGCUUCCAGCUUCCCCUUAUCUGGGGCUGGGCCCCGAGAGACAGAUUGAGCCGGCCCCUCUCCCCAUUUUUAUAUAUCUCUACCCCUGCCCAGACUAAGGAGACACAGAAUCACCGGGGACAAGAAAGAAUCGGCUGUGCUGCCUGGACUGGGUGAAAAGCUACUCCUCCCCUCGAGCUGGGAGCCGGAAACGAGGGCACGCCCUCGACGGCGCAAGCCAGUCCCUGGGCCAGGAGUCCCCGUCUCCGAGCCUCAGCUUUGCCCUUCCUCCUUCUCCCGAGAAAUCACUGGCGUGAGCCAAUAGCCAGCCAGAGCUGCGGCCUCUCCGAGCCCCUCACGGCCUUCUAGAGAAUCUCCGGAACCCAUAGGACAGACAGUGCCGGGGGUCUGGAGCAGGGCUGGGGCCGAGUCGGGCCCCUGUACAUAGUGUACAGGAGACAGUCCGUGUAUUUUUAACGUGACCAUAUUUAUGUGAACAGAAGCGCAAUGAACUCAACUCCUCCGCGCCAGCACCGAGUUUGUCUACUCGCUCCAACUCGGGGGCAAGGCGAGGAGGCAGAAGACAGGCAGUAACCUGGGACCGGGAGGUUGGGUUUAUAUAGAUCUUCAAGUGCUUAAGCCCUAAUGAUCGAGGAAGUAGCUCUGGCUUCUUAGCUAUUAGGUAUUAGUGGCAACGCGUUCCUUCUCUCCUUUUCCCUUUCACUCUUUUCUCCCAUCUCUCUGCGCCACUCAGCUUUUAAAAUGUUAUCAGGGAAGAGAAGUCUCCAACUUUUUUUGGAUUCAUCUCACUGCGGAUUUGAGCUUCCACUACGGCUGCAGUUGCUGGGAUGUGCGCUUACUAUCCUCCUCCUAUCAUCCUUCUCACCUUCCUGUGCCCUGGGACUGGGGCCUGUUAAGGGUUAGAGAGCUUCCCUCCUAAUGGAGGGCUCUGUACUUGGGCAAGACCUUAGUUCCCCCGUUCCCGCCCUGGUGCCUUCCACCUAGGGAGCAGUAGCCCAGGCAGUGCCGCUGGUUCUUUGCUUGUCCCCUGCCUCAACUCCCUCCUCCAUUUCCUUGGCUCUUCGCCAAAGACUUGCCCCCCGCCUGACCAGCACCACCUCCUAGGUGUUCCCCCUGUACUCCUUCUAACCCUACUCCCAUCUUCAGACACAGCAACUCUUUCCUUCACCCUCCAAUUCCUUACUGGCCAGGUUUUCAGAAUAAAUGCCAGUGGACCUGCCCGAAGCAGAUUCAGGAGUGUGGGAUUGCUUCUUGGGAAACUGAAGGGGUAGGAGCGUGGUGUUGGGAGAGCCAUGCAUCCAACCUCUCCUUAGCUGCCAGAUCUGGCCGGACUCUUAAUCAUUAAGUUCUCGUUGGAGGCAUCCGAAACCUGUUUGAUGCCUGCUAUAGUUUGGGUAGCGAGCCUCAGGGCCAAGUGCUCUCUCCUCCUGCAUGACUUCCACUUUCUGAGGGAGGAGGAAGGUAGGAGGCUUGAAUAUGCUUUUGCCUCUGGAAUUGGAUUUAUUUCUUGCCCAGACACCCAAAAUUGUUCUCUUGGCGCUUGUGCCUCAUCCACAUCCCUAACCAUUGCACCAGCCCUGUCUGUUCUCACCUGUUACCAGAGAUGGAGCUGUGGUUCUAUGAGACUUGACCCUGCUAGCCACCCUUCCUCAUACCUCCACCCCAGAGAGGGCCAGUUGAAGGCACUGCAUCUGUCUGAUUCUGCACCUGUACACCGAAUUCUGUGAUUGCAGUGCCUCCCUAUCCCAGGAGAAUUCCCAAGCUAUCCCAACUCCUUUGUGAGAGUACUUUUCUCCUUUGCUUGUGUGGGAGCCAGCAGGGUCUUGGAACCUAGUUAAGACCAGCGAACACUAUCUUUGACUUUACUCUCUCCUCUCUUCUCCCCUUGCCAGCCUGAGGCAGACAGAAUUUAGUGGGAUAUGAGAAAUGGAGGCUGGGGGAGGCGAUUUGAUCAGGAAUGAAGAUGGAUUUUGGUUCUUGGGUCAGAUUCUACAAAAUGACCAAGCCCCAGACAGCUUAAAAAAUAUGAAGUCCAGGUCACCCUGGCCAAAGGCAGCCCUAGUUAGUACAGACCAGUCCUAGAAACUGCUUGACCUUUUGCCCCAUGGAUAGUUGGGGAAAAGGCAAUGCCAACAUCUAUCAGAGCACCAAGCUGCACUGUCUAGUCCCAGAUUUCCCAGCUGGCAAGACCUAAGAUCCCAGCAGUAAGCAGCAGCCCCAUGGGUUGAGUUUC
Messenger RNA from Sarcophilus harrisii (Tasmanian devil), 6061 nucleotides. RefSeq names its product solute carrier family 12 member 5 (gene SLC12A5). The record is from RefSeq and is a predicted model, not a curated record. Gene Ontology annotation, molecular function: potassium:chloride symporter activity. The coding region runs from base 284 to 3631 and encodes 1115 amino acids. Gene Ontology annotation, cellular component: membrane. Lineage: Eukaryota; Metazoa; Chordata; Mammalia; Dasyuromorphia; Dasyuridae. The transcript is spliced from 26 exons. Gene Ontology annotation, biological process: cell volume homeostasis; potassium ion import across plasma membrane; chloride transmembrane transport.